Molecule: messenger RNA, 1140 nt
Organism: Anthostomella pinea
Lineage: Eukaryota; Fungi; Ascomycota; Sordariomycetes; Xylariales; Xylariaceae
Source: the annotation of a GenBank genome assembly
AUGGCUACCACCUUUCCUCGCUUCAGCGAGCUCCCCAAGGGGAUUCGGGACAUGAUCUGGGACAUUGCCAUCCGCCCCGACGUCCCCGGCGUGCCGCGUGCACUAUUUCCGGAUCAACAACGCCCUCGUCUGCCUGUUCCUGGAGAUCUGGAGGGGCAAUACUACACCCCGGAGACGCUAUAUCACAGCGCCUCGGUUCGCGAUGAAGAGCGCGGAUGCUGUAACGAGGACAGGUCGCCGGUGGUGGAGCAGAUUGUCUCUGGGCAAUUCCUUCCGGGCAGGCAACUUCACCCUCUCGAACUUGGCUCAGUGGCGGGAAAACUUUUCAGAAGUUCCAUGGGCAAAGAACCCUCAUGCAGUUCUCUCUGGAUGAGGUCCUCCAACCCCUCGACAUACGCCCGCGAUGCAGGCCUCUGGACCGCGUGUCAAGAGUCUCGAGCGCGGAUUCGGAGGCGUCUAGGGCACGCUGGAUCCUCGUUCAUCAUGCGGGACGAACCCGAGGCUGCACCACGCUACUUUGGUAUCCAGGCCGAGCGAGACCUCGUUAUCAUUCAGCCGCAGAUAUACGACCCCUCACUUGCCGCACGAGACUAUGCGAAACAAAUCUGGAAGUUAGGGGCUCGUGGCGUGGAUAAGGUCUGGUUCAUCGAUUAUAGUAUGCACCGUCUGGACUGGGUUCCAGAUGCACGCUGCACCCUGCGCGAGGACAUGAUGAAGCAUCUCUAUGCUCGUUCGGAAGCAAUAAGACGUUGUGUUACUGCGAACGAAUCCGAUUCCUUGCCGUUGUCCGCCUCCUCUGCUGUCAUUUCGAACGGCGAUGGAGGCGAUACAGACGCUAAAGGCGCAGAGGACGGCGAAUAUGUGCCGCCGCUCACAUUCUAUGCCCCUGAUGGGCGUAUGCGAUUCGUUGAGGUGAGACCGUUUACGCAUCCUCGGUUUGGCCAUGUGUGCAACGACCAAUGCACAAAUGCUUGCCCCCACAACUCCGCGGGUAUCCCGCUGUUCCCAGCAAACGCCUUCGGUUUGGAUGUGUCACAAGCAAUGGAGCGCGUGCUCGCUAGCCUUCGUUCGAUACGGCCCGGGGCAGACAAUUCGUGGGUCCCAAAUGUUGGCGUGUUAGCCUGUGAGGUGGUUGACUAG